Scomber japonicus (chub mackerel) is the source of this 2105-nucleotide messenger RNA. RefSeq names its product cytochrome P450 20A1 (gene cyp20a1). The record is from RefSeq and is a predicted model, not a curated record. NCBI's taxonomy places the organism in Eukaryota, Metazoa, Chordata, Actinopteri, Scombriformes, Scombridae. The coding region runs from base 92 to 1480 and encodes 462 amino acids. Gene Ontology annotation, cellular component: membrane. Gene Ontology annotation, molecular function: monooxygenase activity; oxidoreductase activity, acting on paired donors, with incorporation or reduction of molecular oxygen; iron ion binding. The transcript has 13 exons.
GGUAGCUGCUGUUUUCAUUUUAGCUGCUAAACCUGCAAAAUAAUCCAUGAGGAAAAACUUAUCUAGACUGUGCCAUUAAAAGCGAGCAGUCAUGCUGGACUUUGCCAUCUUUGCUGUCACGUUUGUCAUCAUUUUGGUGGGAGCUGUCCUGUAUUUAUACCCAUCAUCCAGAAGGGCCUCUGGGAUCCCAGGUCUCAACCCUACAGAUGAGAAGGAUGGAAACCUGCAGGACAUUGUGAGCAGAGGCAGUCUGCAUGAAUUCCUCGUCAGUCUACAUCAGGAGUUUGGGUCGGUGGCGUCGUUCUGGUUCGGCGGGCGUCCGGUGGUCAGCCUUGGCUCCGUGCAUCAGCUACGGCAACACAUCAACCCCAACCACACAACCGACUCCUUUGAGACGAUGCUGAAGUCGUUGCUAGGUUACCAGUCAGGAUUGGGAGGCGGGGCCAGUGAGACCAUCGUCAGGAAGAAGGUGUAUGAGAGUGCAAUCAACAGCACGCUGAAGAACAACCUCCCUCACCUGCUCAAGCUGGUGGAGGAGCUGGUCGGGAAGUGGAAGUCGUUCCCAGAGUCUCAGCACAUCCCGCUGUGUGCCCACCUGCUGGGUCUGUCCAUGAAGACCGUCACUCAGCUGGCCCUGGGCGAGCGCUUCAAAGACGACGCCGACGUCAUUUCCUUCCGCAAGAACCACGACGUGAUCUGGUCAGAAAUUGGGAAAGGCUACUUGGACGGCUCCUUGGAGAAGAGCUCCAGCAGAAAAGGGCAUUAUGAGAAAGCUCUGUCAGAGAUGGAGUCGGUGCUGCUGUCAGUGGCAAAGGAGAGGAAAGCCCAGAGGAAGCAGACGGUGUUUGUGGACGCUCUGCUCCAGUCGAAUCUCACAGAACGACAGAUCAUGGAGGACUGUAUGGUUUUCACUCUGGCUGGAUGUGUCAUCGCUGCCAACUUGUGUAUCUGGGCUCUUCACUUCCUGUCCACCUCAGAAGAAGUCCAGGACAAGUUGUACAAGGAACUGGAGCAGGUUUUAGGCUCUGAUCCAGUUACCUUGGACAAAAUCCCUCAGCUCAAAUACUGCCAGCAGGUCCUCAACGAGACGGUGAGGACUGCCAAGCUGACCCCCGUCGCGGCUCGGCUGCAGGAAGUGGAGGGAAAAGUCGAUCAACACGUCAUCCCCAAAGAGAGUUUGGUGAUCUACGCUUUGGGAGUGGUGCUGCAGGACUCUGACACUUGGAGCACACCAUACAGGUUUGACCCCGAUCGAUUUGAGGAGGAUUCGGCCAAGAAGAGCUUCUGUCUGCUCGGUUUCUCUGGGAAUCAAACAUGCCCAGAGCUGAGGUUCGCCUACACCGUCGCUACAGUCCUGCUCAGCACGCUGGUGCGGCAGCUGAAGCUCCACCCGUUGAAGGGGCAAGUCAUGGAGGUCAGAUCUGAGCUGGUGUCCACGCCUAAAGACGAAACCUGGGUCACCGUUAGCAGAAGAAGCUAAAAAAAAUCCAUGGGAGGAGGCAGGAUAUGACGAGCCAUAUUCCUCCGAUAAAGCAAUAUGAUUUACAUCUUUAUUCGAGGAUUGAACAGCAAUUAAACGACUGAUUUCCAUGUUUUAUUUUACUUCCUGUCAAACUCUCUGAAGCUCUUUUUUCUACACUAGUUGCUGCACUGCCUGCCACAUGUGUUGUCUUUCUCUACGUUUUCAUGCGAGAAGUCUUAAGCACAUCAUAUUUUUAUUAUAUCGACUGACCACGGUUCAAAUUUGCACUUGUUGAAAGACGCCAUCUGUUAAAGGAGGGAGAAACCCGGUGCUCUAAUGCUCUAAGAUGUAGAAGGAAAAGUAAAACAACUUGUGCCGCCAGAUGUUUUUUUUUUUUUUCUACAUUUCCUCAACUGCCUAGAGUCAAAAUUCCCAGUGGCAUAUGGCUUGUUUGUCUACUAACGCAGCCACAUGGCAAUUAGACAUUUCAUUCCCUUUUUUAAAAACAUAUCUCAAUAAAUAUGUAUGAAAAUCUGCUGUGGGUUUUUGGUUUUGUCAUUUUAUAGUCAUCAAACCUUCAAGAAUGAGAUUUUGUUGUUUCGACCUACUGUACUGAAGGCGUUUUGAGCCUGUAAAAUUCAUC